AUGAGCCCUACCCUUACCCAUGUACAAGGAAUGUUUAAGGCACGGCACGAAAAUUGUAACAGCAACCAACCACCAUACUUGAACUUUUUGAAAAUGUCUAUGGAAUUAGAUCAAUCAUUGGAUGCAAUUAUUGCUUCAAAGCCCAAAGGAGGAAUUAGAAAGCGCCAAACUCGUAUUAACAAGCCUAAAGCUUCCAGAACAAACAAAUCUUCUAACGAUACUGUUUCUACGAUAAAAUCAGUCAUUUCCGAGGAGUCGAAAAUCAUUGUAUCUAACUUACCUCCCGAUGUCACAGAAGCUCAAGUUAGAGAGCUUUUUGUAAAAUCGAUUGGUCCUUGCAAACGUGUGUCUUUGGCAUAUGGUCCAAACGGUCGCUCGAAGGGUAUCGCUACAGUUAUCUUUUCUCGCCAAGGUGACGCUACCCGUGCUUAUGAACAAUAUGAAGGACGUAUGGUUGAUGGUACUAGAAAGAUGAAAAUUGAGAUUAUCCUUGAUCCUAGCCGUCAAUUAAAUUCACUAGCCGCUCGUGUUGCACCUGCUAAAGCGAACACUCCCAAUAAGCCUAAGACCACUAAGAAAAGGAACGUUCGCCGUAGUAAGGGCAAUACCCGUCCUAAGAAAUCCGCUGAGGAACUUGAUAAGGAAAUGGAUGAUUACUUCGGAUCGAACUCCGAGAACAAGUAA
This is a messenger RNA of Schizosaccharomyces osmophilus, 684 nucleotides long. It is a transcript of the gene mlo3, whose product is annotated as RNA binding protein Mlo3. Gene Ontology annotation, molecular function: mRNA binding. Lineage: Eukaryota; Fungi; Ascomycota; Schizosaccharomycetes; Schizosaccharomycetales; Schizosaccharomycetaceae. Bases 1 to 684 code for a protein of 227 amino acids. Gene Ontology annotation, biological process: mRNA export from nucleus. The transcript has a single exon. The record is from RefSeq and is a predicted model, not a curated record. Gene Ontology annotation, cellular component: nucleus.